UGAAUUUGAUCGUGCCCUCUGUGUUUUGCUGGCCGACUUCAUCGUCCUCAAAGUUUUUUUUUUUUGGAUAGGACCGCAAACACAUAAUCAACAAGGCGCUGCGAUUGUGUCCUUAUACAGUGGCGUUGUUGUCUGCUCAUUUUGAUAGAAGCGACACCGUUUGUUAGGCCGAGCAAAUCGCUCUGUUUCUCUCGCAUACUGGUUUGCCUGCCGUCCUCUUGUUAGGAUGUGUGCGUAGUGGGUGCUGUCCUCCUGUGUACUAAGAGUGCUGUUGGCGGCGACGAUAUUGUUGUUGUUGUUGUUGCUACAAUCGUCAUUUUAAUGGAGGCAGUUGUAGCAGCAGCAGCAGCGGCAGAAAUAACAAUUGCGGUCCCAUUAAGAGGCUUCUCUAAUGGUUUUUUGGCUGAUAUCGUCAAUUGCAAGGAUUGACUGACUUGAAGUUUCUCGGCGUUUGUGCAUGUCUGAGUGUAUGUGUAUGUGUGUGUGCCUGUUUGUGUCCGUGCGUCCGUGUCGAGAAGAAGAGAUACACGGAGACGGUAACAGCGCAUUAACACAUCAACAGCGACGAAGACUGCAGCCAAAGCGGACGAGAAGUGUCUUGUGUCAACGGGCAGUGCUUGCUGACGGCCUGUGUACGUAUAGAUGAUCAUUCAGUGGCCGUCAAGAGCGCUGAGAACGGGAAGAUCAGGUCGAGUGGUAUCGCAUGGUGUUCCAUGCGUGAAUCGUCGAGAUCGACCGUGUUGAUCGACGGAGCCCCACUGAAAUAACAGAGAAAAUCUGAAGAAGUUUGGCCUUCAAACUUGGUCUUUCGCUGUUUCCGUUCCGCAGCAAUAGUCGUGAUUUUUCGUGCUCGUGUUCGAGAUCGCCAGCGCAUUGAGACGUCUGGGGGGCGCGUGUGUACACUUCUGAAAGUGAGCCUGGGCAUCUCUAUCGAUAUCACAAUGGAAGCUGACAAGUUGAAACUGGCUGAGGCCGAGAAACACGAGGAGACCAAGUUGAUGCAGAAGUAUCCGCAGCACAACAAACCUUCAAAUUUUCUCCAGAAGAAACUUAAUCGUGGGCAAAAAUAUUUCGACAGCGGAGACUACAACAUGGCCAUGCAGGGGCGAAAUCGUCUUCUAGCACAGCCUUCGCCGUUGGCGCCUACCCCACAAUCACCCCAGGCGUCCCCUGCGGCGCCAGCGUUUCCACCUGUGCCCACAGUGGACAGUAUCCAUCUGCAGCAGCGCAAGGCCUCGAUCUCGCAGAGCAAAUUGGCCGAGGAAAGCCCCCACCAUUUGACCCAUCACCAGGGUCACCAUCCGGCCCAUACCGAAGAAGCUAGUGAAACGGCGCAAUCCGGCGGUGAUGACAUGUAAUGCUGUAGUUCGUUGAUGUCAGCCGUGUCCCGUCCUUAGCACGGCCCACCUUUCUUCCACGCACUUCAUAUCUGUAUACCGGCUUACCUUGACGUAACUUCACCCACACUCCUUUUGACACGAUGGCUCGAGAUAGACGAUAUGAGAAACACUGUGCACAACAAUUUUAAACCUGUGCAUUACUCGCCAUUUUCAAACUUCGAAGUAGUUGGAACGCGUUGGUACUCUUUUCCGAAAUUGAUCACGAUUUCGCUAUCGCUGCUAAACGAAUAAGCGGGUUUAAUUCUCGUUCCGCGAUUCAGUAAAUACAUCCAAGUCCGCCUUCGUACCGCAAGUACUUUGUUAGUACAGGGCGUACCGCCACUGCAGAUUGUGAAUAAAAAAAACACGCUUUGCAUGUAGAAAAACGAAGUUAUGAAUGAAUGUUUACGCAGGUAGAUUUUGAAAGAAUUUUGGCGAGAAAAAUCCACAUGACUCAAAACAGAAGGGGCAAAAAAACAAAGUAAAUAUAUCAAAGGUCUAUAAGAAAAAAACUUGGCCCUGUAUCAAUUAUAAUAUGAAGAUAUUUGAAUGAAAUUCUGCCUAAACAUUAUGAUUCAGCUGGCAUGAACAAGGAUACACAAAUGGAAAACGAACGUGUCGAGAAGAAAACUUAAAACUUCGCCCAAUAAACAUCGAAGGAAUUGAAGUCGACUAAAAUCUGUAAAGCUUAUCGCCCUGCAUAAGUAUGUUAUUAGUUUUAAUCCAUUUUAAGCCGAUCCGCUGUUAGUAGAAGCCAUAAUUUUAUAAUAUACUCAUUUGAUUAUUCUGAGCACAUAAAUUCCUGUGUGCGGAGAGACGGAAAAAAUGCGAGAGGCUCAGUGGAAUCGCUCGAACGUAACUCGUUCCUUAAGCUUCAUUGUUUGCAUGACAUUUCAUUGUACUCAAAAUCGUCUAAAUACUCCAAGAUAUCGAUUUGAUAAUGCGUACGUAAAUGAACGCCUUUUUUGUUGUAUAAUAAUAAUAUACCACACUACCGGAGGGCGCUUUUUUGAAGCAAUGCUUGAGGCAAACAUCCUAACUCAUACUUUCAAAGCUUCUUCGGUUGAAUUGUUUUACAAACUAAGUAUCAUAAAAUAAAGCACGUCAGAGCUUUUCCUCUGCUUAACGAAAUGCAUGUUAUAACGAAACAAUCGAUCAGCAUUCCGUGUCGAGCUGGCCAAUGCGCAUAUCUCAAAACAUCAUGAAUAACUCUCUAGGUACCAUCCUGAUUGAUUUGGACGAACCCAUCUAGUAAAACGACUGCCGUCACUUCCUUAACAGGAGCGUGACCCAUGACUGUUACUAUAAACAAUUGUCGUGAAAGCUGUCGGUUUCUCUUAGUCAUGAAUAAUACACACACACACAAAAUAAUGGCAGAACGUGUAAUCUCUUCUGUGAACGUCGACCUCAUUUCCAAUUUAGGUUGAUUUGUAGAAGCAACACUUGGUCUGUGUUGUGCAAAAAAAAAUGGUUAUAUAUUUUGUUAAUGUCUAUAUUGAGAAACACGCCAACACUAAUCAGGAGGACGAAAACUGAGGCUUUGCGAUCUGUACCCGCUGUUGUUCAAUUGGCUUGCGAAGCUGAAGAGUGUGGGAAGGCGUCCUGCUCGGGACAGCGGCAAGAGAAGAUCGACCAACACAAGAUUACCAGGACCAUCAUAGGAGAAAAACAAAUAAAUGAAGAUUCUCAAGCUUACGAAAAACAACGUUAAUAAGGAGUAAACAUAGUACAUCUUGGUAUUGUUUUGAAAUCGAUCCCUUUUCUGACAUGAGGCUUAACCUGACAUGGUGAUGUAGUGACAUCGCAGGUGAGUAUUUAUAUUUCGGUUGAAUAGAGACACUCUCGAAGUAUUUAGAGCAAACACACGAUUUUCAUGACAUACGAGGUCGACACAUAUGUAAUCGGAAUACACAUAAUAGGGAGAAAAACGUCUAAGGGCUCAAACAAUGUCCACAGGGUUUCAUGAUCGAUUCAAGGCUGUGAUGUUCUACAAGUUGCAUCUUGUAGAAAAGGCAUUAUCGUUAUCAAUCGUUUUAUUAUAUUAUUAUUGUUUUUAAUUAUAAAUUUUCGCAUUACUUUUCACGUAACUCCAUUGCGCUAAGAAGGAUCGUUUUAACGCGGCGAAGAUUAUCACGAUGCUACAUGCUUGAGGAUAUGAGAUAAUUGGAUGUGAAGUGGGUGAAUGGUAUGAGUGACGCGAAGAUACAUAUAUAACUGAUAGUCUCGUUAUAACUAUAAACGAUCAUGGAAACGAGAGUUGUAAGAACGGCAAGACACGAGAGUGGCAGCGAGACCUCAUGUAGCAAGCCGUACACAGCCCAAUGCUAUUGAUUAUAUAGUUACAGCAGUACGUACGUAGCGUUACAAAAAACGUUGGCGGUAUACAUACGUUGGCGUUGUGUGGUGGGCAUAUGUUUACAAGGGGCUAUUGUUAAUAGUAAAGCAUUUAUAAAUGGGUUAAAAUAUUAUCGUCAAAGUAUGGCCAACCAUAGGUUUUUCGCAAAUAAUAAAUGCACCCACACUUAAGCUAUUUGUAUAACAUCUGUAUAACGUGGACUCAAGGAAAACUACAAUGAAAAAAAAAAGGUUUUUGUAAACAUAUGACCUAACCAAGUGGAAAACAAAAUUCCUUUAGCAAUCAUAACAAAUCACCAUGCAUUGAACAAAAGCAAAUGGAUUUAAGCUGUGGGCAAGCAAGUUUUUUUGAGGAUUAGGCAAAUUAACAUCCGAAAAAUAUCAUCAGCUGUUUAAUGAGGCUGUGAGACGCUUGUUCACAAUUGUUGGCUUUUGACGAUAGAUUCCGCCCACAACGGUAUGACGGAGAAAAGGACGCUAUGUUUUAAGAUCGAAUUGAAUAAAGACGAAAGCCUUGAAUGUAUAUUUAGGGAGAUUAAAGACAGCUAAUCAGCGCAUCUAAUAUUUUUUAUCUACAAUGGCACACGCCUACUCUUAACGACGAUAAGCGUCUGGAAAAAGAAGAGGAAAAUCUAGGUUUAUAAAAUACCAUAUAUGUAUAUAUAUAUAUAUAUAUAUAUAUAUAUAUAUAUAUAUAUAUAUAUGAUUAUGAUUUCACCGAACGUCUGAAUACAUUCAGUAAUCAACGCAGAGUGAUACGAACUCAAAAUGGGUGUGUAUCCCUUUGAUAAAAUUCCUAAUCACGUUUCCAUUGGUAAUCAAAUAAUAAUGAAGAUAGUUUUUCGGGAAAUAUCGAGUGACAACCCAAGCUUCCUUCUUUCCUGGGUCAAAAUCAUAAAUUCUAUCUAUUUGACAAUAAUAACGAGUUAUAGGUAACAUCAAUUAUUAGACGCUGACGCUAGUUCGUAACGAUUGAUAUGCUAGCGUUUAAGAUCUAGGUGUUCGAAUUAGACACGUAUGUAUAUAUACAUGAUAUAUCCACGAAAACAAUGUGUGCGCUGUAUGAAUGUGCUAAGCAACAAUACAAAGGAUAACGGUAAAACUAAAUGGACAACGACUAACUAAUAAAUAAAACUAUAUUUGCAAGUUAAUCCUGGCUUGAUCAAUGAAUAGGCGGGCUUGAUCAAUAAUCCAGCGGCAGCAA
This is a messenger RNA of Varroa destructor (honeybee mite), 4938 nucleotides long. It is a transcript of the gene endos, whose product is annotated as endosulfine alpha. The record is from RefSeq and is a predicted model, not a curated record. NCBI's taxonomy places the organism in Eukaryota, Metazoa, Arthropoda, Arachnida, Mesostigmata, Varroidae.